AUGCCUUCACCAAACGCGAAAAAAUAUGUUCUUGAUGUUAUGGUUUUCGCAUUAUCUCAGGUGGCACUUUAUUAUGCUGUAAAGUACGUGCUUAGUAGUUUAGAUCCUAUGAAAGAUAAAAAGAAAGAAGCCAAAGCAAAAAGUGAACAAGUGUUAGGGAAAUUAGGGAUGAAAAAUACGAAAUUAAAUGAAUACGAAGAAGUAAUCUUGUCUGAAGUAAUUUUUCCGGAUGAGAUUUCUAUUAGUUUCAAGC
Molecule: messenger RNA, 253 nt
Organism: Funneliformis mosseae
Lineage: Eukaryota; Fungi; Glomeromycota; Glomeromycetes; Glomerales; Glomeraceae
Source: the annotation of a GenBank genome assembly